This is a messenger RNA of Copidosoma floridanum, 408 nucleotides long. Its product is annotated as histone H3.3-like. The record is from RefSeq and is a predicted model, not a curated record. Lineage: Eukaryota; Metazoa; Arthropoda; Insecta; Hymenoptera; Encyrtidae.
AUGCCACCGGAAGCGUCAAUCAACCGUGAAUCCAAUAUCAACGUAGAGACGAACAUCCACCGGUACAGUGGAACCAUACCACCAAGAAGACACCUACAUAUAAAUCUCAGUAAUGCGACGACAUACUGUCAGCCAGUGGCCCUUCGUGAGAUCCGUCGGUACCAGAAGAGCACUGAACUCCUUAUCCGUAAGCUGCCGUUCCAGCGUCUCGUGCGAGAAAUCGCUCAGGACUUCAAGACCGACUUGCGCUUCCAGAGCUCGGCCGUCAUGGCUCUGCAGGAAGCGAGUGAAGCAUAUCUCGUGGGACUUUUUGAAGAUACCAACCUGUGUGCAAUCCACGCCAAGCGAGUGACCAUCAUGCCGAAGGACAUCCAGUUGGCCAGACGCAUCCGUGGAGAACGGGCUUAA